AUCAGCGAAACUCGAACCGGACCGGUAAAUUGAGCCGAGGGUCGCAGCGAUCUCGAAGAUGCCAUCGCUGGAAUCGCAUAAAUCGGCGGUCGACGGCGGCGAACUUGUUCAGAUCCAGAUCCGGUCCGUUUGGGCCGACAACCUCGACGCCGAAUUCGACCUCAUCCGUGAAGCCGUCGAGCGCUUCCCCUUCGCCGCCAUGGACACCGAAUUCCCCGGUGUGAUCCACCGCCCCCGGAAGCACCCGGCCGCCCUCACCGCCAACGAGCGCUACGCGGUCCUCAAGGCCAACGUCGACGCUCUCCACCUCAUCCAGGUCGGUCUCACCCUCUCCGACUCCGCCGGCAACCUCCCCGACCUCGGCGGCGGCGGAGAGACCCGCUAUCUCUGGGAGUUCAACUUCCGCGAUUUCGACCCCCUCCGCGACCUCCACGCCCCCGAGUCGAUCGAGCUCCUCGAGGCCAACGGGAUCGACUUCGAGAAGAACCGGGCGCGGGGGAUCGACUCCCGCCGCUUCGCCGAGCUGCUGAUGUCGUCCGGGCUGGUGUGCAACGACUCCGCCGUGGCGUGGGUGACCUUCCACAGCGCCUACGACUUCGGAUACCUGAUCAAGAUCCUCACCCGGCGGAAGCUGCCGAGGAAUCUCCGGGAGUUCAUGGGGCUGGUCAGGGUCUUCUUCGGGCACAGGGUGUUCGACAUGAAGCACAUGAUGAGGUACUGCGACAGCUUGUACGGCGGGCUGGAUCGGGUGGCGAGCACGCUCCGGGUGUGCCGGGCGGUGGGGCGGUGCCACCAGGCGGGGUCCGACAGUUUGCUAACUUGGCAGGCGUUCCGGCGGAUGAAGGAGCUCUUCUUCGUGGAGGACGACGGCGAGAAGCAUGCCGGAAUCCUCUUCGGCCUGGAAGCUCACUGAUACUUACUGUAAUUCAAUGAUAUUCAUAAUUCAUUAUAUUCUUAAGAAUUUUGUGUAUUCGAUCUAAUAAAUUAUCAGUAAAAAAAAUUGAAUCUGGUGAUGGUAA
Messenger RNA from Zingiber officinale, 1019 nucleotides. Its product is annotated as probable CCR4-associated factor 1 homolog 11. Bases 59 to 913 code for a protein of 284 amino acids. Gene Ontology annotation, cellular component: CCR4-NOT core complex; CCR4-NOT complex; P-body. The transcript has a single exon. The record is from RefSeq and is a predicted model, not a curated record. Lineage: Eukaryota; Viridiplantae; Streptophyta; Magnoliopsida; Zingiberales; Zingiberaceae. Gene Ontology annotation, molecular function: poly(A)-specific ribonuclease activity; nucleic acid binding.